Molecule: messenger RNA, 2906 nt
Organism: Peromyscus maniculatus bairdii (prairie deer mouse)
Lineage: Eukaryota; Metazoa; Chordata; Mammalia; Rodentia; Cricetidae
Gene: Ccnl2
Product: cyclin L2
Biological process (GO): regulation of transcription by RNA polymerase II
Molecular function (GO): cyclin-dependent protein serine/threonine kinase regulator activity
Source: RefSeq, a predicted model, not a curated record
GAUCCACCUGCCUCUGCCUCCCGGGUGCGCCACCACCGCCCGGCUCUGACCUGCACUUUUAAUGCUGACAGAUCCACCCCUCAGCUGUAGCAGAGCCAGAGGAAGAGCUGGAAGGGUUGAGAACUAAAGGCUCUGGACUAAAUCGCGCUGUAAUGCUGUGCGUGUGAGACUGUGGGGAAGAAGUCCCAAUACCCACGGAAAGACUCCCUUCUAGAGCUCCAGUCUGCGAGGCAGGAGCGCUGCAAUACCCUCCGGACUGACCGCUUCCGAUUCUGUCCAGGCGGCGGAGCCGAAUGGGUAACGAGCAGCCCCUCCCGUGGCCACUUCCGGCGUCAGAGCCUGACGCGAAACAGAAGAACAGGUCGUACGGCCAACGGGGUCGAGGCGGCGGUGACGUGCAGCCAAUGGGCGGAGGCGGGGCGGGGCGGCUGCGAUCGUCGCGAGGAGCCGCCCUCCGGGAAGGGCCCGAAAAAGAAUCGGCGGCACAAAAUGGCGGCGUCGGCGGCCGGGGCUUCGGUGUUGGCGGCUCCUGCGUUGGCGGCCGGCUCUUCCGGCUCGGGGGGAGCCGCCCCAGGGUCUCAGGGGGUACUGAUCGGUGACAGGCUAUACUCGGGCGUGCUCAUCACUUUGGAGAACUGCUUGCUGCCCGACGACAAGCUUCGCUUCACGCCAUCCAUGUCGAGCGGUCUCGAUAUCGACACAGAGACCGGCCUCCGCGUGGUGGGCUGCGAGCUCAUCCAGGCAGCCGGCAUCCUGCUUCGCCUGCCGCAGGUGGCCAUGGCUACAGGGCAGGUGUUGUUCCAGCGAUUCUUUUACACUAAGUCCUUCGUGAAACAUUCCAUGGAGCAUGUGUCCAUGGCUUGUGUUCACCUGGCUUCCAAAAUAGAAGAGGCUCCAAGACGAAUCAGGGAUGUCAUCAAUGUAUUCCAUCGCCUUCGGCAUCUAAGAGAGAAAAAGAAACCUGUGCCUCUAGUGCUGGAUCAAGAGUAUGUUAAUUUAAAGAACCAGAUUAUAAAGGCAGAAAGACGUGUUCUUAAGGAGCUGGGCUUUUGUGUCCAUGUGAAGCACCCUCAUAAGAUAAUCGUUAUGUACCUUCAGGUGUUAGAGUGUGAGCGUAAUCAACACCUGGUCCAGACUGCAUGGAACUACAUGAAUGACAGCCUUCGCACAGAUGUCUUUGUGCGGUUCCAACCUGAGAGCAUUGCUUGUGCCUGUAUCUACCUCGCUGCCCGGACACUGGAGAUCCCUUUACCCAAUCGUCCACAUUGGUUUCUUUUGUUUGGAGCAACUGAAGAAGAAAUUCAAGAAAUUUGCUUUAAGAUCCUUCAGCUUUAUACACGGAAAAAGGUUGAUUUGACACACCUAGAAAGUGAGGUGGAAAAGAGAAAGCAUGCCAUUGAAGAGGCCAAGGCACGAGCUAGGGGGCUGCUACCAGGGAGUGCUCCAGUUCUGGACAGUGCUGCGGGGUUCUCACCUGCUCCCAAGCUGGUAGAAUCUCCCAAAGAAGGUAAAGGAAACAAGUCUUCCCCACUCUCUGUGAAGAAUGCCAAACGGAAAGUGGAGGGCCCAAAGAAAGCCAAGGCAGACAGCCCCGUGAAUGGCUUGCCAAAAGGGCACGAGAGUCGAAGUCAGAGCAGGAGCCGUGAACAGAGCUACUCAAGAUCCCCGUCACGGUCUGCUUCUCCAAAGAGAAGGAAAAGUGAUAGUGCCUCUACCUCAGGUGGGUCCAAGUCACAGAGUCGUUCUCGGAGCCGCAGUGACUCUCCUCCAAGGCAAGUACACCGUGGUGCUCCCUACAAAGGCUCAGAAGUGAGGACCUCCCGGAAGUCAAAGGACUGCAAGUACCUCACCCAGAAGCCACACAAGUCUCGUAGCCGGAGCUCCUCUCGUUCUCGAAGCCGGUCACGAGAGCGGACAGACAAUUCUGGAAAAUACAAGAAGAAAAGUCAUUACUAUAGAGAUCAAAGACGAGAGCGUUCAAGGUCAUAUGAGCGCACAGGCCAUCGCUAUGAGCGGGACCACCCGGCACACAGCAGACAUCGGAGGUGAGAUGGAUUCCCUGGUGGCUGCCCUUGGUCCCUCCCUGUUGGGCACACCUUGGCUUCAGUGGCCUUGUAGCAUGAUAUUUUUUGGAAGUGUUUUCAAUUGGACCUUGAGGUGAAUUUAACUGAUGGGACAGUGAGCAAGGUACCCUUCAGGCUGGCCUGAGGAGUGCUGCACAUCUGUCCUAGUUGAAGGUCCACCUCAACUGCUGACCUUCAGGUAGCUGGAUGGAACAGCAAAGGCACUCGUCCCCAUUGGUGUGGCUUGGUGCUAUUGAUAAGCUGUCUCUUCACUCCUAAACUGAUACUCAAUUACGUUAAGCCAAGAAAGAUGAUUUUUCAAAUGUCCGCCUAUAUUAGGUUAUACUUGUGUACAUAUUUUCCAGUGUUUCACAAUGAGAAAAUGGCCUUAAAAGCCCCGCCCCUGUUCUCUAUUCACGUUGUAAAUAAACAUGUGUUUAAUACAAGUGACAGCUAUAUAUAAAAACUCAGAAUUUGAAUUCUGUUAGCUUAACACUUGUAUAGAGAAUUCUGAUUUUUAAAUUGUGAAGGUAUUUAGGUCUGUGUUGAAAGUCAUAUAUUUUUAUCUGUGCAAUGCUGAGUGCAGGCCACCAGCUCUAGAGAAAUUUUACGAGGUUGAAUAAACAAAAAUUCUCAGGACACUUGGGAUGUAAGACUUUGUGGGCUGUCAUUCUGCUUGUUUUCUUAUGUGCAUGCCUGGGACUUGGCUGUGGGACUCAGGCAUAGUGGGAGUGUUUGUGUGCAACUGUGCACUGCCAGUUUAGCUAUUCUAGGGGAAAUAUGAGCUGUAUAUCCCCUGAUCUUUGCUCCCAGUUCUCAUUAAAGUGUUGAUUUUUGUAUUAA